AUGUCCAACAACAACAAUAAUACUCUCUUCGAUGAAAUUAUUUGCAAUUCCAUUCUACUCUUCUUACCUCCGAAGGAUUGGCGAAUUAGCAAGCCUUUCCUCAUCUCGAGCAAAUUUUCUCUCGUUUGCUCAUCGGAAGAAUUCGCCAAGCAAUUUCUCAUCAAUUUAUUCAAACUCUCUUCGGAACAGGUAGAACAAUUAGAAAAGGCAUGUCUGAUGAUGUAUAAUAAUUCACGUUCGUUAUUAAAGCCUAGAAAAAAGAAGAGAAAAAUUCAUCACGAUGAUGAUGACGAUGAGGCUAAUGAAAAAUUGGGAAUGAAUAGAAUUGCAAAAUCAAUGAGGGAAGUGUUGUGGAUUUAUUUUGAAAUGUGUAGUGCAUAUGAUUCAGAGUCUAUCAAGUGGGAUGUUAUUGAGAGAUUGAAAGAGUUUCAUAAGGGAACGGUUCAUGUGUUGGAAACUGCUCAGGAGGAAUUGAUGACCUUACAAUUGGAAAGUUACUUAUUGAAAUCGUUUAAUUAUUUCACGAGUGAGGAGCCACAGAGAAUCAUGACUCGUUCUAAGGAUUUUAUCAUUUCAGAGAAGGUUUUAUUGAAGAUUUUUGGAAAUGUGAAGGAUUUGUUCUUGAUAGCAACUACUGCAAAUUCGACAGAGAUUAAUCUUUGUUUAUUUACUAGUUUUGGAUAUCCACUCUUCUUUAAGAGUGAAUAUUUUAGUAUGAGUCAUGGAUCUAUUAAGGAGAAAUUGGAUGUGUUUGGAAAACAUGUGUUCAUGCAUCAAUUGAGUCAUGGAGAUGCCACCGAUAAGUUCGAUAAGGAAAUGUUAGCAACUCUACAAGAAUUACUCUUCUCCAAAAAUGUUGAUGAAGUACUGGUGAAGGAAGGUAAAAUUCCAGAGAAGGAUCUUACAGAUGUCAAGCUCUCUUUGUUAUAUGAAUUUUUACAAUGUUGCUUCGGAAAGAAUGGUACCAUGUUCAGAAGAUUUAGUCUUGGAUGGGUACCGUUUGUUGGAAAAGUUAGAUUGGUGGUUCGUGAAGUGGGCUCGACAGAUUUUGGAUCUAGUAGUGAGGAAGAGGAUGAUGAGGAUGAUGAUGAGGAAUAUCAAGAAAAUGCUGAUACAUUUAGUGACAGCGAGGAAGAACCAAUUGAAUGA
Molecule: messenger RNA, 1149 nt
Organism: Naegleria gruberi
Lineage: Eukaryota; Heterolobosea; Eutetramitea; Acrasida; Naegleriidae
Exons: 1
Coding region: 1-1149 (382 amino acids)
Source: RefSeq, a predicted model, not a curated record